AUGUUUAGCGAGGGUACAUCAGGCAGCAUGAGCUCACUGCGAUGGAUAGUGACCAUCUGCUUUAUACUGUCCUCAGUUUCUAGGACAUUUGAAUCUGUGACCAGUGAAAUUCAGAAAUACACUUGCAGGACAUUUGGAAGUGGUGUUGUCCAGCCAUUUAAAGAUUCAGCUUUUUAUGUGUGGUCCAAUUGCCCGUUUACUCUCACCCACUUCAUCCACAACCGAGUUGAAUGUGCCAUCACCAUACGUCGAGGGAACAGCGGGCUGCUGGUCCAAGUGGAGAUCAUCAUAAACAAAGUCAGGACUGUUCUGCAGAAUGGAAGUAUACUGGUGGAGGACAAAAGUGUUUCCUUUCCAUAUGAUCACACCUACCAGCAUAUUUUUCAGUACGGCAUCUACACUAAACUGAGGAGCACGUUGCUGCCUCUCUCAGUCACUUGGCACAGUGUAGCUGGAGGAAUAGACACUCUCAAGGUUGAGCUGGAGCAGGAACUGAGCACUGACAUGACUGGACUGUGUGGAAAAUACAACGUAACAGGCAAUGAGCAUCAGCUGAUCAGAGAGAGCACGCUUACAGAUGACACGUGCCAAACAAGGGAUCCUGUCUCUGUUCCUAAUCCAGUAUGUGAACAAUUCUUCUCCUACACUUUGGGCUGUCUGGAAUCAAGUUGGCUUCAUUACUUCCAGCUGUGUCACAACAACAUUUAUGGAUAUGAAAACAGCGAACACAUCGGCUGUGCUUUCUUUAAAGAGAUUGUUCUGCACUGUGGAAAAAGCAGUAAUGUGUGGGAAACAUGGAGAUCUGUGACCCAGUGUGCUCGACCAACUUGUCCGGGAGCACUGCUUUAUGAAGAAGAGGGUGCUGCAUUUGUUCCUACCUGCUCCAACCCAAACCCCCAUUUUUCCAGCCAGGAUAUCACCAGUUCCUGCGUCUGCCCAGAGGGCAAAGUGCUUAAUGAUCACUUGGAUGGCUUCCACUGUGUGAAUGUGUCAAACUGCACCUGUGUGUUCGCUGGCAGGACCUAUUUAACUGGACAGAAACGUAGCACCAAGUGUCAGUCAUGUUUGUGUGAAGGUGGGAAGUGGCGUUGCUCUGAAAACUGCCCAAUUAAAUGUCAGAUUGAAGGUCAGUUUGUGUCAACAUUUGAUGGCAAACAGUACACUGUCCCUGGUAAAUGUACAUACCUAGCAUUACAGGGCUUCAACUGGACAGUAAUAAUUAAAUUUUCUAAAAAGGAUCCAUCAAUUCAAGCUGUUUUCCUCCAGCAUUUGCAGGAAACGUAUACAUUCACAAACAACAUGGCUAAAGUUGGAGACCAAGAGAUUAGUGAAUUUUAUCAGUCUGAUGGGGCCCAGGUUUUCUGGCAGUCCUCCAUGUACAUUCAAGUCUUGACAUCCUCUGAUAUUAAGCUCCAACUCCAGAUGUCACCUGAAAUCCAACUCUACAUCUCUGUUCCUAGGAAACACAAGGGCAUCAUUUCAGGUCUUUGUGGCAACGGCAACAGUGACAGCACAGACGACUUCACCAGCAGCAGCGGCAUCAUCGAGCUCUCAGCUGAACCUUUUGCUCUGUCCUGGAGUCUGGGCGCUUGCACUGUGAACAUACCCAGCACAUGUAUCAACACUCACAAUGAAAUAUUUGCUGAUGAAAAGUGCUCUGUGCUGAUCAGUGCGACUGCCAUAUUUGCUAAGUGCCAUGUCCAUUUGCCACCGGAUCAAUACUACACAGCCUGUAUUCAAAGAACCUGUAAUUGUGGCAACAAUAUGCAGAGGUGCUUGUGUAUUGCAUUAGCCAGCUACGCCAAAGCUUGUGCGAGUCUUGGGGUUUUAAUCGGUGACUGGAGGAAAGCUGCCAACUGCACUCCGACAUGUCCAAAGAACCAAGAGUUCUUCUUCAACAGCCGAGCUUGUAACAGUACAUGCCGCUCCAUUACUGAGUCUGACCCUCGAUGUGGAGUGGAUGAUGCUUGUGUGGAGGGCUGUGGCUGCCCAGAAGGAACAUACCAAAACCAAGGAAACACCUGCACUCCAAAGGCAGACUGUGAAUGCCACCAUCGUGGUGGUGUAAGUCCACCAGGGCCGGUUGUUAUCGAUGGACAUCAUUGCCUGUGUGAAAAUGGAGAACUGACAUGUUCCACGGAUUGUGGAUGCAGGAAUGGGAAGGUUUGCCUGCACUGCUCAGAGCACCUGAUUCAGACAGCUCAGAAAACAUGUGCGAGUCUCAUCAAACCACUGUUUGCCAUCCUGGCUUGUGUGAGUGGCUGUUACUGCCCACAUGAUCAAUAUGAAGAUCACCAUGGAAACUGUGUAUCAAGGGACAACUGCACCUGUGUGUACAGUGGUAAAGUCUUCAGGGCAGGAGAGACUGUAAAAGCCAACUGUAAAAACUGUGUCUGUGGUCAGGGUCAGUGGGACUGCACAGAUGAGCCGUGUCCUGGGACAUGUCAAGUCUAUGGAAAUGGACAUUAUCAGACCUUUGACUCUAAAAGGUAUCGCUUUAGUGGACACUGCCAGUACACGCUUGUAGAGGAUUACUGUGGAAAUACAAAGGGCACAUUUUCUGUCAGAGUGGAGAGCGUACCCUGCUGUGAAAAGGUGCUCACCUGCUCUCGCUCCAUUGUCCUGGUCCUGCAGGGCAAAGUCACCGUGACUCUGAGUGACAUGAAGGUGACCAAAAACCUACAACAAGACUCUACAAUGCUGGAAAACUCACUUUAUAGUAUCGACACUGUGGGACUUUAUAUCAUAGUGUCAGUGCCGAGCAGCGGGAUCACUCUCAUCUGGGACAAACACACACGGCUCAGCAUAAAGCUGCAUGAAAACUGGAGGAGCAAAGUUUGCGGCCUGUGUGGGAAUUUUGACUCCAAUGAGAUGAACGACCUGCAAAUAAGUGGCUCAGCAGUGGGAUCCAGUCCGAUGGCCUUUGGCAACAGUUGGAAGGCAGCCACUCCUCCUUGUUCUGAUGUAACUGCUGAUAUAUUUCCAUGUGAUCGCAACUCUUACUGCUCAGCCUGGGCCCAGCGGCGCUGUAUGAUUAUUAAGGGAGACACUUUCAAAGACUGUCACAUAAAAGUGAACCCAAAUCCUUACUAUCAGGCUUGCUUACUUGAGUCCUGCUCCUGUGAGUUUGAAGGGAAGUUCCUGGGCUACUGCACAGCUGUGGCAGCUUAUGCAGAGGCCUGCAGUGACCAGGAUGUCUGUGUAAAGUGGAGAACACCUGACCUGUGUCCAAUUUACUGUGACUACUAUAACAAGCCUGGACAGAAUGUGUGGCAUUAUGAAGUCUGUGGUAAAAUGAGAAGUUGCGGCAAAAGAAAUGACCUCACUUACAAGCUUGAAGGCUGUUAUCCUAGAUGUCCAAAUGAAGCGCCAUACUAUGAUCAUAAUACUGGUGAAUGCACUACAGUGAGAAACUGCUCUUGUUAUUUCAAUGCCACCGUUGUUCACCCAGGACAAUUGGUCAUGCUGAACUCUUUUACAUGCCGCUGCAAAAAUGGAGUGAUUAAUUGUCACUUCAAGAAAAAUAAACGCUGGGCUUGCAGUGAAAAAUGGACAGAGGACUGCUACCAUAAGACUUGUGUCAGUGGGAAGAUUGUAUUGACCCCAGUAACUUGUCCAGAGCCUAAAAUUCCCACCUGUCCCAGAGAUCAGAUCACAAAGGUCUCUGAAGGAUGCUGUGAAACAUGGAAGUGUGACUGCCAAUGUGAGCUGUAUGGGGAUCCCCACUACAUCUCUUUCCAAGGAGUAGACUUCGAUUUCCUGAAUCAAGGCACCUCUAUAUUGGUGGAGGAGCAGUCACCACGUCAUAAUCUGACCAUUGUUGUGGACAACUUCUAUUGUGUGCCGGGUCUCUAUGGCUCCUGUGUUAAAGGCAUCAUCCUGAAAUAUCAGAACAAUGUGGCUGCACUAACUAUUGUUCCACAUUUGUUUUCAGUACAAGCCACGCUAAACAACGUGAUCAUACAGCCACCGUACGAAGAGCAUGGUUUCAGGUUUGAAACCACAUGGUACAAGAUGGUUAUUCACCUCCCAGAGAUCCGCUCUUUUGUCUCCCUCACUCCAUUUUACACCCUGGUGGUCAGUCUGGCCAUGGAGCACUUCCUCCAAAACACCCAGGGGCAAUGUGGUGUGUGUGGUGGAGCAUCGUGUAUUCGUAAAGGAGGGCAGAUUGAGGAGGACAGCUGCUGUGAUAAGACGAGCUAUGACUGGGUGUAUCUGGAUCCUCUGAAGCCAGCAGAUGUUUUUGCACCAAGGGACGUCCCCUGUCAUUCUGAGCAGACUUUCGUACCCACUAACAGACCACCCACCUGCAUUCCGAGCCCACUAUACUGCAAAGGACCAAGAGGAGAGCCUAAACUACCCGGUGAGGUGUGGGUGUCCAACUGCAACCUGUGUACAUGUAAUAACCAGACUCGGACUGAGGAGUGUUUUCCAAAGCCUCCUAAGCCAGUUCCUCUGUGCGGCCCCAGCGAAGUUUUGGUAACCACCUCGUGCUGUGGUGAUCAGAUGUGUGUUGAGAAGACGUGCACUUAUCAUGACCAGACAUACAAGGUGGGGGACACAUGGACAGAUGCUGCUCAUCCCUGCAUGUCAUUCAGUUGCAGCAAGGAGGGUGUUCUGAUUGAGACUAAAGUCUGUCUGGAUGAAAGCUGCCCUGAGGCAACCAAACAUGCAUUCCCAGGGUCUCCAGUGUCAACAUCACCAUUGAUAACUGUACCACAGUCAUACAGAUACCUGUCUGUCAGGGACAGUGUACGUCUCAGCCAAGAGUUGUGUUACAGGGUGACCUGCUAG
Pelmatolapia mariae (spotted tilapia) is the source of this 4794-nucleotide messenger RNA. Its product is annotated as mucin-19-like. The transcript has 39 exons. Gene Ontology annotation, cellular component: extracellular matrix. Gene Ontology annotation, molecular function: protein binding. The coding region runs from base 1 to 4794 and encodes 1597 amino acids. The record is from RefSeq and is a predicted model, not a curated record. NCBI's taxonomy places the organism in Eukaryota, Metazoa, Chordata, Actinopteri, Cichliformes, Cichlidae.